Sesamum indicum (sesame) is the source of this 880-nucleotide messenger RNA. Its product is annotated as putative glutathione S-transferase. The record is from RefSeq and is a predicted model, not a curated record. Gene Ontology annotation, cellular component: cytoplasm. Gene Ontology annotation, biological process: glutathione metabolic process. NCBI's taxonomy places the organism in Eukaryota, Viridiplantae, Streptophyta, Magnoliopsida, Lamiales, Pedaliaceae. Gene Ontology annotation, molecular function: glutathione transferase activity.
UACAUAUAUUUGCUACAUAGAGUACAGCAGAGAAAUUGUUGCGGAAUUGAAGAAAUGGCCGGCGAGGAACUGAUCCUGUUGAACUUCUGGCCGAGCAUGUUCGGAGCCAGAGUGAGAAUUGCACUGGCAGAGAAGGGACUGAGGUAUGAGGAAAAAGCGGAGGAUUUGCCAUACAAGAGUCGGCUGCUCAGGAAGAUGAAUCCAAUCUACAAGAAAGUCCCAGUUCUCAUUCACAAUGGAAAACCAGUGUGUGAGUCUCUGAUUAUAGUUGAAUAUAUUGAUGAGAUGUGGAGUGAUAGAGCCCCACUUCUUCCUUCUGAUCCCUCUGCAAGAGCUCAUGCCAGAUUCUGGGCUGCUUUUAUUGACAAAAAGCUUCACGGGUUGGGCAAUAGGAUAACAUGGCAUGAGAGCAAAGAGGAGGUGGAGGAAUGUAAGAAGGAGCUGAUAAAGAUUUUGAAGGUGCUGGAAGAUGUGUUGGGAGAGAAGCCGUAUUUGGGGGGGGAGGUGUUUGGAUUUUUGGACAUAGCUCUUAUGGGAUACUACCCCAGUUUUCAUACCUAUGAAACUUGUGCUAAUUUCAGAAUAGAGGAUGAAUGCCCUAAGCUGAUGGAAUGGGCUAAGAGGUGCUUGGAGAGGGAGAGUGUGUCCAAUUCUCUUAGUGAUCCCAACAAGCUCUUGCACAUGGUGAUGCGUUCCAGACACCAGUUUGGACUAGAUUAGUGUCACAACUUUGAUUAGAUUAGACAAGAAUAAUGAGGAAGGGGACAUUUCAUUUGGGUCUGUCUGAAUUUUUGUGUUGCUAUCAGAGUUUUUUUUUCUUCUUUAAUAUGUUUGCUACCCACUUUAAUAGGGUUUAACGAGAUUUAUCUUUAUAAUAUUA